AUGCAGCUGAGCCUGCUGCUGCUGCUCCUGCUGCUGCUGGGCCCCCCGACGACCCCUGGCAUGGAGGACCCCGCUUUCCCCCACAUGGGGGAGAGCUCGCAGCCCCCGCCCCGGGCCUGCCCCCCGCGCUGCUCCUGCCCCCGCGCUGACACCGUGGACUGCGAUGGCCUGGACCUGUGGGUGUUCCCCGACAACAUCACCCGGGAGGCUCAGCACCUCUCCCUGCAGAACAACCAGCUCCAGGAGCUCCCCUACAAUGAGCUGUCCCGCCUCAGCCGUCUUCGAACCCUCAAUCUGCACAACAACCUCAUCUCCUCUGAGGGCCUACCGGACGAGGCCUUCGAGUCCCUCCCCCAGCUGCAGCAUCUCUACGUGGCCCACAACAAGCUCUCCGUGGCCCCCCAGUUUCUGCCUCGCUCCCUCCGAGUAGCGGAUCUGGCUGCCAACCAAGUGACGGAGAUCUUCCCGCUCACCUUUGGGGAGAAGCCGGCGCUCAGGUCCGUGUACCUCCACAACAACCUCCUGAGCAACGCUGGCCUGCCCCCCGAUGCCUUCCGCGGCUCCGAGGCUGUCACCACCCUCAGCCUCUCCAACAACCAGCUCAGCUACCUGCCGCCCAGCCUGCCACCCUCUCUGGAGCGGCUCCACCUGCAGAACAAUCUCAUCUCCAAGGUACCCCGAGGAGCCCUGAGCCGCCAGACCCACCUCCGUGAGCUUUACCUCCAACAUAACCAGCUGAGCGACAAUGGCCUGGAUGCCACCACCUUCAGCAAACUGCACCGCCUGGAGUACCUGGACCUGUCGCACAACCAGCUGGCCGCGGUGCCUGCCGGCCUGCCGCCCGCCCUGACCGUGCUGCACCUGGGCCGGAACCGCAUCCGGCAGGUGGAGGCGGCCCGGCUCCGUGGGGCCCGGGGCCUGCGCUACCUGCUGCUUCAGCACAACCAGCUCGGGGCGGCCGGGCUGCCGGCGGGGGCGCUGCGGCCUCAGCGGCGCCUGCACACGCUGCACGUCUACGGCAACAGGCUGGAGCGUGUGCCCCUGGCCCUGCCCCGCCGCCUGCGGUCCCUGGUGCUGCCCCACAACCACGUGGCUGCACUGGGCGCCCGAGACCUGGCGGCCACACCGCGCCUGGCCGAGCUCAACCUGGCCUACAACCGCCUGGCCAGCGCCCGCGUGCAUCACCGGGCCUUCCGCCGGCUGCGUGCCCUACGCAGCCUCGACCUGGCCGGCAACCAGCUGACGCGGGUGCCCUCUGGUCUGCCCGCUGGCCUGCACACCCUGCGGCUCCAGCGCAACCAGCUGCGGGCCCUGGAGCCCGAGCCGCUGGCCGGCCUGGACCAGCUGCGGGAGCUCAGCCUGGCACAUAACCGGCUCCGAGUAGGCGACAUUGAGCCUGGCACCUGGCAUGAGCUGCAGGCCCUCCAGGUGCUGGACCUCAGCCACAACCAGCUGUCCUUCGUGCCUCCCGACCUGCCCGAGGCCCUCGAGGAGCUGCACCUGCAGAGCAACCGCAUCAGCCACGUGGGCCCCGAAGCCUUCCUCAGCACCCCCAGCCUGCGUGCCCUCUUCCUCAGGGCCAACAGGCUUCACGUGACCAGCAUUGCGCCCGAGGCCUUCCUGGGCCUCCCGCACCUGUGCGUGGUGGACACGGCGGAUAAUCCUGAGCAGGUCCUGAUCCGGCUGCCAUCCACGGCGCCACAGAAGCCACGGGCAGGGUGCCCCUGA
Pipistrellus nathusii (Nathusius's pipistrelle) is the source of this 1728-nucleotide messenger RNA. The record is from the annotation of a GenBank genome assembly. Lineage: Eukaryota; Metazoa; Chordata; Mammalia; Chiroptera; Vespertilionidae.